AUGCGAGUACAAUUGCAAAAUGAUCCAUCAGCACAAAUAUUUUCCGAACAACUACUAGAUAUUGGGAACGGUAAAAUAGAACUGCAACCAAAUACGCAAUGCAUUAAACUACCAGACAAUUUUUGCACUGUUGUUCAGGAUAAAAAUGAAUUGAUUCAGAGUAUUUUCCCGGAUAUACAGAAUAAUUAUUUGAAUCAUGAAUGGCUCAGUCAACGGGCGAUUUUGGCAGCCAAAAACGUUGAUGUUGACGAAAUUAACUUCCAGAUACAACAGUUGUUACCAGGCGAUCUGAUGUCUUUUAAAUCAAUCGAUACUGUUGUUGAUGAAAAUGAAAGUGUAAAUUUUCCGAUUGAAUUUUUAAAUUCAUUAGAUAUACCUGGAAUGCCACCACAUAAUCUUCGAUUAAAGAUUGGUUCCCCUAUUAUUCUCCUCCGUAAUUUGAAUCCGCCUCAAUUAUGUAACGGUACGCGUUUGGUCAUCAAAAAGAUCACCGGUAACAUUCUUGAAGCAACCAUUUUGGCUGGGAAGUUUAAAGGAAAAGUGGUUUUGCUGCCACGUAUUCCGAUGAUACCAUCAGAUUCUACCAUACCCUUCAAAAGGCUACAGUUUCCAAUUCGUUUAGCUUUCGCCAUGUCUAUAAAUAAAUCUCAAGGUCAAACAAUGUCCAUUUGUGGUUUAGAUUUGGAAAAUCCAUGUUUUUCUCAUGGGCAACUAUAUGUUGCGUGUUCACGUGUUGGGAAACCGUCGUCGAAUCUAUUUGUGUUAGCUAAAGACAGGUUAACCAAAAACAUUGUGCACCGAUUGGUGUUAAAUUAA
Molecule: messenger RNA, 816 nt
Organism: Diorhabda sublineata
Lineage: Eukaryota; Metazoa; Arthropoda; Insecta; Coleoptera; Chrysomelidae
Product: ATP-dependent DNA helicase pif1-like
Exons: 1
Coding region: 1-816 (271 amino acids)
Source: RefSeq, a predicted model, not a curated record